CGAUGCCACCUCUCUGACGAGAUCAUCAUGAAGGAGUGCUGACUGGCAUGACGGGUCACGGCAGAAGUCGCCUUGCUACAACUUCUACGAACGUCCUUGAGUCCACCCACGACGGCACCGAGGCCAAGAGAGCUCGUCUCGAACUGGGGGAAGUAGCUUCGCCGAUCGAUGGACGGCCUGCAUCACCAUGCUCGCCCGAAGAUAUCUCGCAGCUCGCUCUCGUCUUCUAUCGUAGAUCAAUCGAGGCUUCGCGAGCAAAGGACUUCACAAGGGCGCUGAGGCAUGCUAGGAAGUGCCUUCUCCUUUGUCCUGACAAGCCACUUUAUCUAGCCGGGGCCGCCCGCGGCUUCCACGACAGUGGCUACGGCGACAAAGCAGCGCAAGCCUUGCGAUCAGCUCGCGAGAUUCUUGAAGCAAUGAAGUCGCCUCCAGAGGAAGAAGUCCGAGCGAUAGACAGCGCCUGGCGAUUGAUCUUUCCCUUCGACGGAUUCCCAAACGAGCUCGUGUCGGAGAUCUUUGGCCAUCUAUACAACAGCUCAACGCCACUCGAAAAUCCGUUCAUCGCUGUCCAAAUUUGCUCCUCCUGGCGGAAACUGGCGCUGAGACAAAGCAGCUUGUGGCGUGAUACCACAAUUUUCCUGCCCCUCCCUGAGGUCAAUGUCGAGGCUCGGUAUGAGCAUCAUUAUUCAGCAUGCGAAGAGGGCAGGCUGUAUUUCCCAGCCGUAGUGCGGCUUUGUGGAGAAAGAUCGAUGCACUCUCUUCGGACGAUAAAAAUGCCCGCACAAGGUUGUUUGAGAGAGGUUGAGGAAACGGUCAAGCUCGCCUGGACUUCUAGAGCCACCCUCGUCAACUUUGAACUACACAGUAGCUUGUACACCGACUGUUGGUGCUGUGACAGAUCUCGUCCAGGCUUUAGCGACAUCAAAGGAUACACACAUGAGAUCACGACCCGACAGUUGGAGGUUGUUGCUGCAGCACCUCUCUUGGACAAGAUCUCCUUGCAGCUUUACGGCGAGGUAGACAAAGAGCUUCUGCAUACGCUGGGCCGCCAGAUACAAGGUCGAGCAAAGCUCCCAAGCAUCAUUCGUCUGGUGAUGACAGAUUCUCCCGCAUGGGAUGACUUCGGUAAAAUGCUAGAGCCACUACUAAGGGUUGCGACGACUUUGGCAAUCGAAGCCAAGGGUGUGAAGACGGCUGUCCGCGGGACGGUCACGUACUGGAAAGCGGCUGCUUGCUGUUCACAAACAGUGCAAAAGCUGGAGCUCCCUCUCUUGUUGCCGUCUGGAGAGUCGAGUAAUCUCCUGGAGGGUGCUCUGGACGCAAAUUCUCGAUUCCCGUUCUUGACUGAUCUCGUAUUGAAGAGUCACGAGCAGCCAAGAACUCUGAUACCGAUCCCGUCUCCUGCCAAACCUUUUCUUCUGCCCGCGCUUCGCACGCUCGAAACAGAUGCAAGAGCGCUGGCUACCUUCGAAACGCCGUUACUGAGGACAGCUCGACUGCGUGUACUCUUCCCAGAGGAUAUCCGGACUUUGACGAACAGCCUUCGAUGCUGGGAACACCUGGAGUGCUUGAUGAUCGACAUACAAGAGUUGUCUACGGAGGGCGUAGAUCUGAUUCGAACAGCUGUGGACGUCGUGUUCGGGCUACUGGCGUACCCCGGUUUUGGCAUACCAGUUUGUCCGAACCUUUCGCGAAUCGAAUUGGCUUGUCACGAGGUCCUGUAUCGUCGCAGUACUCCUGAUCCUUACGCACGGUCGUGGCAAAAUUACAGCAGGGAACAGUGGGAGGCACUCCCUCACCUCGGCUCGUCUAUAUUCAGACUGGAACAGGGGAGAAGAAAGAACUGCCAGGACUUCAAUGAUUCUCAGACUGCUCAGGCGAAAUACGCUCAAUCUUCAGGCGCAUUCCAACGUGGGUCUCAACGAUCACAAGAGCAAGCUCCGGCGCCAGAUCCAUCGAUCUAUUUUCCACAUGCCGUUCCAAUCGAUGAGAUCGUCCUUGAAGGCUGGUACGUGGACCCCGAUCUAUGGUCUGCAGUCAAAGCUACCGCAACAUGCAAGAUAACAUGUCUACCGGACCCGUCAGUGAUGGAGAAGAAGCUCUAUUCUGCGCCGAGGAAGCCUGCUAAGGGAGAGAAGAGGAUCUAUGCCUGGUAGGUGUAGAGCCCGUCGUGGGAUGUCCUGCCAAUUUGUUUUCGUCACUCAAGCCGUCAUAAAGCCAAUUGUCCAUAUGUUACAUUGUUACAACAGAAAAUCUCACAUCGCUGUCUCACCGUCUCUU
Molecule: messenger RNA, 2280 nt
Organism: Microstroma glucosiphilum
Lineage: Eukaryota; Fungi; Basidiomycota; Exobasidiomycetes; Microstromatales; Microstromataceae
Exons: 2
Coding region: 48-2156 (702 amino acids)
Source: RefSeq, a predicted model, not a curated record